Molecule: messenger RNA, 457 nt
Organism: Drosophila biarmipes
Lineage: Eukaryota; Metazoa; Arthropoda; Insecta; Diptera; Drosophilidae
Product: male-specific sperm protein Mst84Dd
Exons: 2
Coding region: 135-344 (69 amino acids)
Source: RefSeq, a predicted model, not a curated record
UGCACCUAGAUUCUACUGUCCUGCUACCGUUUCUUAGUUUCUUAUCAGUUUUCACUUUCCUCUCAGCCCAAACACAUCUAAAUUUUAACUCUAGCCCAAAGUUUAUAAAUAAAAAACUUUACUUGCCAUAAAUUAUGGGUUGUACACCGGGUGGACCUUGUUGCGGACCUUGCGGCGCUUGUGGACCCUGCCGCGGACCUUGUGGCCCUUGCGGACCCUGCUGUGGACCUUGCGGGCCGUGUUGCGGACCAUGUGGACCGCGCUGCGGACCUUGUGGACCCUGCGGUCCUUGCUGUGGACCUAUGGAAAAACGAAACGGCCUUCAGCGGUGCUGUCCUUUUUAGCUGUGUUUCCGGGAUGUACGUAGCAAUUUGGGCUAGGGCUUAGAUUUAAAAACACCUUUGUAAGAAAUAAAAUGGAAAGCUAACUAUAAAACGGAUUGCUUGAAACAUCUUAA